AUGGCCGUGGCCGUGGCCGGGUGGCCGUGGCCGGGUGGCCGUGGCCGGGUGGCCGUGGCCGGGCGGCCACGCGGGUGGCCGUGGCCGGGUGGCCGGGUGGCCGUGGCCGGGUGGCCGUGGCUGUGGCCGGGGCGAUGGGGCGGAUGGCCGGGUGGCCGGAUGGCCGGGUGGCCGGAUGGCCGGAUGGCCGGGUGGCCGGAUGGCCGCCUGGGUGGGUGGGCAGGUGGGCGGGUGGGCGGGUGUGGCCGGGUGGCCGUGGCCGUGGCCGUGGCCGGAUGGCCGGUUGGCCGGGAUUUGUGGGUGGGUGGCGACAACACGAUCACUCCAUGCAGUUCAGCAGUUAAGUUCUUGCCUCUGUUGUCAAAGCUCUAUUUGACAAUCGCCUUCAUUAUCACAUGGAAUAGCCACAGGAAGCCAGCAGCAGUAGCAUUUCUUUCACGGGAGGAGGAGAUGGAUGAAGUGAACAAAAGGAAACAGGUGGCCGGCUGGCGGGUGGCCGGAUGGCCGGGUGUGGCCGUGUGGCCGUGUGGCCGUGUGGCCGUGUGGCCAUGUGGCCAUGUGGCCGUGUGGCCGUGGUCGUGUGGCCGUGGUCGGGUGGCCGUGGCCGUGGCCGUGGCCGUGGCCGCGUGGCCGCGUGGCCGCGUGGCCGGGUGGCCGGGUGGCCGUGGUCGUGGUCGUGGCCGUGGCCGGGUGGCCGGGUGGCCGGGUGGCCGGGUGGCCGGGUGGCUGUGGCCGUGGCCGUGGCCGGGCCGUGGCCGUGGCCGGGAUGGCCGGCAACUAAAAAAAGCUAUUGUGCCGGAGACCACCUUAGCCGAUCCCAAGUGCCCACGGCCUUUGCCAACCGCAACCCGAAAGGUCAUGUAG
This is a messenger RNA of Cladocopium goreaui, 864 nucleotides long. Lineage: Eukaryota; Dinophyceae; Suessiales; Symbiodiniaceae. The record is from the annotation of a GenBank genome assembly.